Molecule: messenger RNA, 934 nt
Organism: Williopsis jadinii
Lineage: Eukaryota; Fungi; Ascomycota; Saccharomycetes; Phaffomycetales; Wickerhamomycetaceae
Gene: YRA1
Product: RNA-binding protein YRA1
Exons: 2
Coding region: 78-734 (218 amino acids)
Biological process (GO): mRNA export from nucleus
Cellular component (GO): nucleus
Molecular function (GO): mRNA binding
Source: RefSeq, a predicted model, not a curated record
CUUGUCCUUUUUUUCACACCAACAGAACACCAACAACAAUCAACAAAUAAACAAACAGCAAGCGGAUAACAAAAACGAUGUCUUCAGCCCUCGAUCAAUCUCUCGAUGAAAUCAUUGCUUCUAAGCCAAAGAACUCCGGCGCAAGAAAGCCUCGUGCUCCUAAGGCCAAAGUGACCAAGGCGGUUCAACAACCAAAGAAGGCAACUUCAAAGGCUGCCAAAGCUGCUAAGGGAGCCACACCAGUUGCUCCAGACGUUUUGUUUGCGUCUUAUGCUACAAAGGUUGUUGUGUAUGGUCUUCCAAAGGAUAUCAAGCAAGACGCUAUCAAGGAUUUCUUUUCUUCUGAAAUUGGUGGUGUUCAAUCUGUUGUGUUGUCAUAUAACGAGAAGGGUCAUUCCAAAGGUAUUGCUACCGUCAAUUUCAAGUCUUCUGUCAAUGCCAACAAGGCUGUUGAGAAGUACAACGGUGCACCAAUCGAUGGUAAGAACAAGUUGAAAUUGGAGUUGAUCAUUGAUCCAACUAAGAAGCCAUUGGCCUCGAGAAUUGUUGCCAAUGUGACUGCAGUUUCUGACAAGAAGAAGAAGCAGAGUAAGGAGACUCCAAAGAAGGCCACUUCCAACACCACAGAUGCUCCAAAAAAGAAGGCUAAGAAGGCAAGAGCAAAGAAACCUGCUAAGAAGACUGUGGAACAGCUUGACCAAGAGAUGUCUGAUUACUUCGAGAAGAAGGAUUAAGUUCAUCGACGUUCAGGGUUAUUAUUGUGUAUUUUAUAUUUCGUUUUAAAUCUAUUGCUUCAAAAGUGUUUUUUCUCUCAAUCUCAUGUUGUAUUUCCAUCGCAGUAUUUACAUGGUUCAGCAUAUAUGUACAUAUAAUGUGUAGUAGAUGUCAUCACAGCCUAUUUGUCCUUAUCACUACUCUUGAACCAAUUCAUGUC